AGAGGACACCAUAUUUGGUCAUUCACAAAAAUGCUUUGACCUCUUUCACCAUUUCUUUCUGUCCAUGCCCACACUCUUGUCCAAGUUUAGAUAAGAUACAUAACUCCUAAUGACUUAUUACUGCAUUUUUUGGGGCUCUCUCUUCCUCUCUUUUUUUCGCAAAAAUAAUUUCACCACCCAUUAAAGUGGUUCUAUAAAAAAAUUCUUAGUGGUGCAUUACUAGGUUUCUUUGUACUUGUCAAAACCACCACAAUUGAGUCACUUUCAACUUAUUCUCUAUAGAUGUCUUUUCUGCCUUCUUUUGGAUAACCCCAUUUCUUAUUCUAUCAUAUCCAUUCUCGUAUACUCACACAUCCAUUGUAACAUACAUAUUUGAGUUACCUUCAUUUUCAUAAUAUUAAACUCUUUAGCAGCAUAUUUUGUAUCAUAUUUUAGUGUUGGAUGAAUUGCCAGUUUUCUAGGUUUUCAAUAGAAAAAGGAAAGGAUUAGCUUUCUUAUUUCAUUCUUCCAACAGCUACACAAAAAACAAGCACUAUUUUACCUAGGUGGUUGAAACGAAAUUUGUAUAUUCUAGAUGUCAAGGGUUCGAAUUCCAUUUUCAACAGACCAUUAUCUAGCCGAGAGCAUUUCAAGAAUAACCUCUCCGCCCCCAAGUGUAAGGUAAGGUCUGCAUGCACCCCAACAUGUGGGAUGACACUAGGUUGUUCUCUUGAUGGUAUGCAAAAUUUUGUUCUAAGAUAAUGAAUUCUUUAGCCUUUUAGUCUUGGAUAAGUCAUAAGUUUGAACUCAGUAAACUUGCAUUAUCAAUGUUUCUUGCGUUCUCUAACAUGACCAGAAUUUGUGCUGCUGUGGUUUACUGGUUAUGACAUUACUAUUAAUUGUUUUCACUUGGCAUUGGCAGCAAUUUAAACCAGAAACAUUUCUGCAGUGAUUGCAUGUUUUUGCUUAAUUUCUUAUCAUCAUUGUUUUUAAGCUUUGGAAAAACCCUCAGAAAAUGAUGGUGCUAACCUUUUAUGCCACAUGUCAUUCGUUUCUAGAGCUGAAGAAUUGGAAACUGCCCUCAUGGAAUUGGUCAAGGAAGAUAAUCGGCGAGAACUGAGUGCACGGGUUGAGCAACUGGAGCAACAGUUGGCUGAACUGCACCAAAUCCUUGCAGAUAAGAGAGAACAAGAGGCAGCAAUGGUUCAGGUGCUGAUGCGGGUUGAACAAGAGCAAAAGAUCACUGAAGAAGCUCGAAUUGCUGCAGAGCAAGAUGCAGCUGCUCAAAAAUAUGCAGCAUACAUUCUUCAGGAAAAGUAUGAAAAAGCAAUAGCAUCACUUGCACAGAUGGAGAAGAGAGCAGUGAUGGCAGAAUCGAUGCUAGAAGCAACUGUACAAUAUGAAUCUGGCCAAGUCAAAGCUUCAGCUUCCCCAAGUUCGAAAGCUGAAUCCCCAAGGAAUGCACCUGGGAGAAAGAUUGGUUUGCUGUCAUUUGGCCUUGGCUGGCGAGAUAGAAACAAGGGAAAGCAAAGCUGUGAUCUUCCAUCACCAACGACAAAUAAAAGUAGUGCUGCUGGAGGACAAGACACAAACAGUUCUCAACUUCAGACCAAUGGGCAUCAAGACGACAAUGGAAAAGCCACUUCUAAAGAUUGACAUGUGCAUCCAUCUUCUUCUUGGGGAUCUCCUCCCCAUCCCACCACCUAAAGUUUCUCCCUUUUUGUUUAUAUCCGGUGCUCUGUACAGUAGACUACUACAAAGUUUUUAUUAGACAAUUUACUCCUAUUUAAACCUUGUGCGUUGAUAUACGCUGAACAGACGUUGAAACUUGAAAUGAACACGAGAGGAAACACUCCUUUCGAAUGAAAGGUGGUUGUAUGUAAUGUUUAAGGAGACCUUUCGAUUUUUUUUGUUGAAAUGAAGAAAUUCAAUUUCU
Molecule: messenger RNA, 1915 nt
Organism: Cuscuta campestris
Lineage: Eukaryota; Viridiplantae; Streptophyta; Magnoliopsida; Solanales; Convolvulaceae
Source: the annotation of a GenBank genome assembly